AUGGUUGAGGAUGCGGUUUCGCUUGUAAUUAGAGCUGCUUUACUAACAGAUCUAAAAUUAGAUUUCUUUGUGGUGUCGUAUCAUACAAAGCUACAACUUUGUUCACGUGAAUCUGAAUAUAGGGCACAAUUGUGCAAGCUUUCGUAUCGAGUGGAAGGAAAGGAUGUGAUGGGUAAAAUGGUCAGGAAGACUGCUAAUUCUGUCUUCGUUCAGAGACUGAAUAAUGCUGAACGAGAAAGUCUAAUCACAGUCGCGCAAAAUCACGUGGCAGACUUAUUAUAUGCGCAUGGUGAAGGCAAACAAGUGUUGAAGUUGUAUUCCGCCAGAUGCAUUGCGUAA
Molecule: messenger RNA, 339 nt
Organism: Dovyalis caffra
Lineage: Eukaryota; Viridiplantae; Streptophyta; Magnoliopsida; Malpighiales; Salicaceae
Source: the annotation of a GenBank genome assembly